Peronospora belbahrii is the source of this 1365-nucleotide messenger RNA. The record is from the annotation of a GenBank genome assembly. Lineage: Eukaryota; Oomycota; Peronosporomycetes; Peronosporales; Peronosporaceae.
AUGAAGAUUGAGGAAGUGCGGUCUACGGCAAAAGCUCAACGCAUUGCGUCGCAUACGCAUGUAAAAGGUCUAGGAUUAGAAGCAAAUGGUACAGCAUUACCCAUUGGAUCGGGUCUUGUUGGCCAAGAAAAGGCUCGAGAAGCUGCAGGUCUGACCGUGGAACUUAUUAAAUCUAAGAAAAUGGCAGGUCGUGCAUUGUUACUUGCUGGAGCUCCUGGAACUGGAAAGACUGCAUUAGCAUUGGGUAUUUCUCAGGAAUUGGGACCUAAAGUACCAUUUUGUCCCAUGGUUGGAUCCGAAGUCUAUUCGUCCGAGGUGAAAAAGACGGAAAUUCUAAUGGAAAACUUUCGUCGUGCUAUUGGACUUCGAAUCAAAGAAACAAAGGAAGUUUAUGAAGGUGAAGUCACGGAAAUGAACCCAGAGGAGACUGAAAAUCCACUUGGAGGAUAUGGAAAGACCAUUUCUCAUGUUAUUGUAGGACUGAAGACCACAAAAGGCUUGAAACAGCUGAGACUUGAUCCGAGUAUCUAUGAAUCACUACAGAAAGAAAGAGUAUCAGUUGGAGACGUUAUUUAUAUUGAAGCCAAUAAUGGUAGUGUCAAGCGGGUUGGUCGCUCGGAUGCCUAUGCCACGGAAUAUGAUCUAGAAGCGGAAGAGUAUGUGCCUAUUCCCAAGGGUGAUGUUCAUAAGAAAAAGGAAAUGAUUCAGGACGUGACACUACAUGAUCUUGAUAUUGCAAAUGCACGUCCGCAAGGUGGACAGGAUAUUAUGUCCAUGAUGGGACAGAUGAUGAAACCCAAGAAGACAGAGAUUACUGAGAAAUUGCGGACAGAGAUUAACAAGGUCGUCAACAGAUAUAUUGACCAAGGCGUGGCAGAACUUGUACCGGGUGUGCUGUUUGUAGAUGAGGUUCACAUGCUGGACAUCGAAUGCUUCACGUACCUGAAUCGCGCGCUUGAGUCAACUCUGGCUCCGAUCGUUGUGUUUGCCACCAACCGUGGUGUCUGUCAGAUCCGUGGCACUAAUAUUUCGUCUCCUCACGGCGUGCCACUUGAUUUGCUGGACCGUAUGCUCAUUAUUCGCACGAUGCCCUACUCUGUGGAGGAAAUGGUGCAGAUCAUAAAGAUUCGUGCUGAAGCUGAAGGGAUCAAACUCGUGGACGACGCUAUUGUGAGACUGGGCGAGAUCGGCUCAGAAACAUCACUGCGAUACAGUGUCCAAUUGCUAACACCUUCUCGAAUUCUUGCGGAGACACAAGGACGCUCGGAAGUGUCGGUGGACGACAUUGAGGAAACGAAUGGACUUUUCAACGACGCCAAGCGCUCGGCGCUGGCGCUCGCACAGACCGAAGGAUACCUUAUGUAA